Cherax quadricarinatus is the source of this 1218-nucleotide messenger RNA. Lineage: Eukaryota; Metazoa; Arthropoda; Malacostraca; Decapoda; Parastacidae. The record is from RefSeq and is a predicted model, not a curated record.
AUGUACAAGAAUAUAGACAUAGCUGACAAAAUUGUUAUACACAGCCAUUCUCGGGCAAAUGAGCGGCUGUUGUGCUGGCUGCCGCUUAUCCACAGACAGGAAGUUUUUUCACAGCUCCAAGCAGUAACACUCAGGCUGUGGGAAGUAUUACCAGGCUUAGCACUCAGAGCACAAGCGGUAAUACCUCGCCAAGCUCUCAGAGCACAAGCGGUAAUACCUCGCCAAGCUCUCAGAGCACAAGCGGUAAUACCUCGCCAAGCUCUCAGAGCACAAGCGGUAAUACCAUCGCCAAGCUCUCAGAGCACAAGCGGUAAUACCUCGCCAAGCUCUCAGAGCACAAGCGGUAAUACCUCGCCAAGCUCUCAGAGCACAAGCAACAACACUAAGCCUAGCUCUCAGCCUGCAGGCAACAACACCAAGCCUACUCCUCAGUCUACAGGUAACAACACCAAGCCUACUCCUCAGUCUACAGGCAACAACACCAAGCCUUCUCCUCAGUCUACAGGGAACGACACCAAGCCUACUCCUCAGUCUACAGGCAAUAACACCAAGCCUACUCCUCAGUCUACAGGCAACAGCACCAAGCCUACUCCUCAGUCUACAGGCAACAGCACCAAGCCUACUCCUCAGUCUACAGGCAACAGCACCAAGCCUACUCCUCAGUCUACAGGCAACAACACCAAGCCUACUCCUCAGCCUACAGGCAACAACACCAAGCCUACUCCUCAGCCUACAGGCAACAACACCAAGCCUACUCCUCAGCCUACAGGCAACAACACCAAGCCUACUCCUCAGUCUACAGGCAACAGCACCAAGCCUACUACUCAGUCUACAGGGAACAACACCAAGCCUACUCCUCAGUCUACAGGCAACAACACCAAGCCUACUCCUCAGUCUACAGGCAACAACACCAAGCCUACCCCUCAGUCUACAGGAAACAACACCAAGCCUACCCCUCAAUCUACAGGCAACAACACCAAGUCUACCCCUCAGUCUACAGGCAACAGCACCCGCGCUGUCACCCCACAAUCGCCUUCCGACUGUAUCCAAAAACUAUGCAACAACGUUACAACUUGUAAACAAUGCGUGGGCAACUUGACUUUGAGUCAAAGUGUCAUCAAUGACUGUGUAACACUCCCAGCCUGUAACAGCACAACUAUAACUUGUCUGGGGAAAGCAAACGUGAAGGCUCCUUCGUGUUUCCAAACAACUGGGUAG